Messenger RNA from Aspergillus terreus NIH2624, 1359 nucleotides. RefSeq names its product WD40 repeat domain-containing protein. Gene Ontology annotation, biological process: mRNA splicing, via spliceosome. Gene Ontology annotation, cellular component: catalytic step 2 spliceosome; precatalytic spliceosome; Prp19 complex. NCBI's taxonomy places the organism in Eukaryota, Fungi, Ascomycota, Eurotiomycetes, Eurotiales, Aspergillaceae. Gene Ontology annotation, molecular function: protein binding. The coding region runs from base 1 to 1359 and encodes 452 amino acids. The transcript has a single exon. The record is from RefSeq and is a predicted model, not a curated record.
AUGGACGCGAUUCCAUCGACCACACCCGACGAGGCGGUGCGCCUGUCCGCGAAGCGAACUGCAGAUCUUUUCGGUACCGACUACCUCAUGGUCACCCCCUCGACAGGCGACGGUUCCAUUGGUGUUUCAUAUCGGAGAAAGGCUGAAUACCAAGAUGUGAAGGAGCUUCCUCCCGCGCUCGCAGAGAAACAAGCCAAGGCAGCCGCCGGUCGUACGAAGCGCCCGAAGAUCCAGGCACAAGGGCAGGGACCAGCGGACAAGAGUGGCGCUUCGAUGUCCCUCGUCAAGAGGGGCCCCGGUCCCAGUGCUGGCGGUGUGGGCGGAGAGAACGAACCCAAGAGCCUGAUCCAGCGACCCUCCGCCACACGGCAACAGAAGCCCGACUGGCAUGCGCCCUGGAAGUUGAUGCGAGUGAUCUCUGGACAUCUGGGAUGGGUGCGGAGUCUGGCGGUCGAACCGAACAACAAGUGGUUUGCCAGUGGUGCAGGUGACCGGACAAUCAAGAUCUGGGACCUUGCGACCGGCUCCCUCCGUCUCACGCUGACGGGUCAUAUCUCUACUGUCCGCGGGUUGGCCGUGUCGCCUCGGCACCCGUACCUCUUCUCGUGCGGAGAGGACAAGAUGGUGAAGUGUUGGGAUCUGGAAACGAACAAGGUCAUUCGCCACUAUCACGGCCAUCUCAGCGGAGUGUACACCCUCGCGCUGCACCCGCGUCUCGAUUUGUUGGUCACAGGUGGUCGGGAUGGUGUCUGUCGAGUCUGGGAUAUGCGCACACGAAGCAACGUUCACGUUCUGAGCGGCCACAAAGGCACUGUCGCCGAUGUCAAGUGUCAGGAGGCCGAUCCUCAGAUCAUCAGUGGUUCUCUAGACGCCACCGUUCGUCUGUGGGAUCUCGCAGCCGGAAAGUCCAUGGGCGUCUUGACUCACCACAAGAAGGGUGUACGGAACAUCGUCACUCACCCGCGGGAAUUUACCUUCGCCAGCGCUAGUACUGGUAGCAUCAAGCAGUGGAAGUGUCCGGAGGGUGACUUCAUGCAGAAUUUCGAAGGACACAACGCUGUCAUCAACACUCUCGCUGUGAACGAAGACAAUGUUCUCUUCUCGGGCGGCGACAACGGCUCCAUGUGCUUCUGGGACUGGAAGACUGGCUAUCGAUUCCAAACAAUCGACACUAUGGCCCAACCCGGUUCGCUGGAGGCCGAAGCGGGCAUCAUGGCAUCCACUUUUGACCGCACCGGUCUCCGUCUGAUUACGGGUGAGGCGGACAAGACCAUCAAGGUCUGGAAGCAAGACGAGAAUGCCACGCCCGAAUCGCAUCCGGUUACGUGGGCUCCGACUCUGGGCAGACAGAGAUAUUAG